This is a messenger RNA of Spodoptera exigua (beet armyworm), 1580 nucleotides long. Lineage: Eukaryota; Metazoa; Arthropoda; Insecta; Lepidoptera; Noctuidae. The record is from the annotation of a GenBank genome assembly.
GUUUUGUUAGUUUCUAGAUGGCUUCUGCAGGUUUACUACAAAUUGCUCAACAUUUAAUUUUGUCCUUACAAUGUUACCUACAUAACCAAUAAAAAUAAUUUGUUUGCAGAAAAGUUGUUACAACAAUUCAUUACUGGUCAUUAACAAAAGGCAAACGAGUUUCGUUUUCAGAACCAACCAUACAUAUUUUGACGUAACGUUCUUUUAGGGGUAAGAUAUUUUGACAGUCUACUUCUACAACAUUAUAUUUUUAGAUUUUUUGCAUCGUCUAUAUUUUUGCUCUCCUGUUAUAGAUUUAUUUAAUUAUGAUAAUAAAUUGUUAAAGGUUUUUGAGACAAUGGCGAGCGACAUCGACAAAAGGAACUUUGGCGACAGCGCCCGUAAUACAACCAUAUUCGAUUUGAAAUUGAGAAAUUCCAAUCAUGUUUUCGAUGGUGCUGGUGAAAACAUUCAAUACCACAGUGAUUCAGAAUCCGUUACUUCGAGAAAAAGUAAGACACGUUAUAUAAAUCCGGCCAUUUAUAUUGAACCAGUGGAGUCGACGCAUUCUGUGACAUCCCUGCAGGCAGGCUCGUGCAUCUCUGACGUGACGCCGCAUCCACAUAGCAGUUACAGGAGUAACUCAACUCCACUGCUGAGCGGCCGAGACUCGAGUGUGUCGUCAGGUAGUGUGAAGAGAAAGUCGUGUCGAUUGGCAGAUUCGGAGAAUUUGAAAGGCUUAGAUGUAGAUGAAGAAACGCCUCGGUUUGAUCGUACUUACCGGGAGGAUGGAGCCGAUACGUUCCGGUUAUCAGUAGCGUCUGUUUCGACUACCACCACAGCUAAGGAGGAACGAGAGCGUAAUGAAAAGAAAAAGCAGGAAGCCUUCAAGCAAUGGCUGGCACGGAAAGACCAAGAGAAACGUGAAAAAGCUCGCAUGGAGAAGAUGAAGCGUCAGGCAGGACCCACGACAUCACAGGAGCAACGGGAGGAGUCGUACCGGCGUUGGCUGGAGCGAAAGCGGACCCAAACCGAGCGACAACGAGCCGAGGAGAUAAUGCGACAGUACCGACAUAAGGAACAAUUAGAAAGAGAACGAAACAAACGCGAGAGAGACAAGGAGGAGAAACUAGCAGUGUGGAUUCAUAAGAAGGAAGAAGAGUUAAAAGCAAUGAAAACACGGGAAGAGCGUCGAGCAGCGCGCGCUGCUAUCGAGGAGGAGCGCAGGAGAGCAAAUAACGAGCGAGCAUACAGAGACUGGCUGCGUACCAGCAAGAAUAAACCGCUCCCCGUACCACUUAACCAAGGAGAACUAAGUAUGCGCGGUUCCGUAUCACAAAUGUAUAUUAAUCCCAAACCUUGGCAGUUUCCCACAUGAACAUCUAAGGAGAUAUUAUUAUAAUUAAUUAUUGUAGGUAAUUUAAAAUUACGCACGUCAAAAUCACAAUUUUAUGUAAUUACAUACAUGAAACUGUAUUUUAAUGUUUGUUCUUAUUAUUUAGUAAUUGAUGUACUUCAUUUUAUAGAAUAAAUUUUAAAUUUUUAGAUUAACAUUUUGUUGUAGUCGCAUUAUAUAUUUUAUCAGGGUGGUUAUGCUAAUG